UCCCAGGACUGUCCAGAGGAGAAGGUCCCAGAGAAUCCUCAGAUGAGAAAUCAGGGGGAAGAUCUGACUGAUAUUAAAGUGGAGGAUGAAGAAGAGAAGAUGAUGGGCGAUCUCCCGUGUAAGAUUGAGGUGGAGGAGGACAUUCCAGGAGAUGUCAACACAGAAAAUCCCAGUAAGAAUUCUGAGGGAAACUUCAUGUUAUCACUAAAUUAUAAAGCAGAAGAUGAAGAUAUCAUGCAGCACUCUUCAGGAGAAAAACUCAUUAUCCUUAAUGUACAUUCAGGACUUCACAGUGCAGAUCUAUCAUAUAAUUCCCGUAAUCAAGAGGAAUCUUCUCCUGACCAAUCACAUAUUGUUACCAAAAUUAUAGGUCAGAAAGGGGCUAAAAGGUUCCUCUGUGGUAAAGAGUUCAGAAAAAGCUCAGGUCUUUCUACACACAGAAAAAUUCACACAGGAGAGAAGCCAUAUUCAUGUUCAGAAUGUGGGAAAUGUUUUAUAGGUAAAUCAAGUCUUCUUAAACAUGAGCGAAUUCACACUGGAGAGAAGCCAUAUUCAUGUUCUGAAUGUGGGAAAAGUUAUGCAAAUAAAUCACAUCUUAUUACACAUGAGAGAAUUCACACAGGAGAGAAACCAUAUUCAUGUUCAGAAUGUGGGAAAUGUUUUACACAGAAAUCACAUCUUAUUAAACAUGAGAGACGUCACAAAGGAGAGAAGCCAUAUUCUUGUCCAGAGUGUGGGAAAUGUUUUACAGAUGAAUCAAGUCUUGUUAGACAUAAGAGAAUUCACACAGGAGAAAAACCGUAUUCAUGUUCAGAAUGCGGGAAAUGUUUUUCAGAUGAAUCAAGUCUUAUUAGACAUGAUAGAAGUCAUACAGGAGAGAAGCCAUAUUCAUGUUCACAAUGUGAGAAAUUUUUUACACACAAAUCAAGUCUUGUUACACAUGAGAGAAUUCACACAGGAGAGAAGCCAUAUUCAUGUUCACAAUGUGGGAAAUGUUUUAUAGAUGAAUCAAAUCUUUUUAGACAUGAGAAAAGUCACAAAGUAGAGAAACAGUAUUCCUGUUCAGAAUGUGGUAAAUCUUUUACACAGAAAUCACAUCUUAUUAGACAUGAGAGAAUUCACACAGGUGAGAAACCAUAUUCAUGUUCAGAAUGUGGGAAAUGUUUUGCAGAUAAGAAAAAUCUUGUUACACAUGGCAGAAGUCACACAGGAGAGAAACCAUAUUCAUGUUUAGAAUGUGGGAAAUGUUUUAUAGGUGAAUCAAAUCUUGUUAGACAUGAAAGAAGUCACACAGGAGAGAAACCGUAUUCAUGUUCAGAAUGUCAGAAAUCUUUCAUACAGAAAUCACAUCUUAUUAGACAUGAGAGAAUUCAUACAGGAGAGAAACCAUUUUCGUGUUCAGAAUGUGGGAAAUGUUUUGCAGAUAAAACAAAUCUUAAUCAACAUCAGAAAAGUCACACAGGAGAGAAGCCGUAUUUAUGUUCAGAAUGUGACAAAUGUUUUACACAGAAAGCACAUAUUGUUGAACAUGAGAGAAUUCACACAGGGGAGAAACCAUAUUCAUGUCCAGAAUGUGAGAAAUGUUUUGCACAAAAAAAGAGCCUUAUUAUCCAUCAGAGAAUUCACACAGGAGAGAAACCAUAUUCAUGUUCAGAAUGUGGGAAAUGUUUUACGCAGAAUAGUAGCCUUAUUAACCAUCAAAGAAUUCACACAGGAGAAAAACCAUUUUCAUGCUUAGAAUGUGGGAAAUGCUUUACAAAUAAAUCCAAUCUUGUUACACAUGAGAGAAUUCACACAGGAGAGAAGCCAUAUUCAUGUUCAGAAUGUGGGAAAUGUUUUGCAGACAAGUCGAGUUUUAAGAAACAUAAGAUAAUUCACACAGGAGAGAAGCCAUAUUUAUGUUCAGAAUGUGGGAAAUGUUUCGCAUUCAAAUCCCAUCUUGUUGCGCAUAAGAGAUGUCACAGAGGAGAGAAACCAUAUUCAUGUUCAGAAUGUGGGAAAUGUUUUACGCAGAAUAGUAGCCUUAUUAACCAUCAAAGAAUUCACACAGGAGAAAAACCAUUUUCAUGCUUAGAAUGUGGGAAAUGCUUUACAAAUAAAUCAAAUCUUGUUACACAUGAGAGAAUUCACACAGGAGAGAAGCCAUAUUCAUGUUCGGAAUGUGGGAAAUGUUUUACAGAUAGAUCAAAUCUUGUUUUACAUAAGAGUGUUCACACAGGAGUGAAGCCAUAUUCAUGUUCAGAAUGUGGGAAAUGUUUUACACUGAAAUCGUACCUUGUUAAACAUGAGAGAAUUCACACAAGAGAGAAGUCA
This is a messenger RNA of Bufo bufo (common toad), 2313 nucleotides long. Its product is annotated as zinc finger protein 260-like. NCBI's taxonomy places the organism in Eukaryota, Metazoa, Chordata, Amphibia, Anura, Bufonidae. The annotation marks the transcript as partial. The record is from RefSeq and is a predicted model, not a curated record. The transcript has 6 exons.